CAGCCUCCAGCCACAGCCAUUCAAGAUGCACCCAGGUAUCCUGGUCGCCUUCCUCUUCCUGAGCUGGACUCAUUGUCGGUCCCUGCCCCUUCCUAAUGGUGAUGACGAUGAUUUGUCCGAGGAAGACCUCCAGUUUGCAGAGCGCUACCUGAAAUCCUACUACCAUCCUCCGAAUCUCGCGGGAAUCCUGAAGGAGACUUCAGCAAGUUCCAUGGUUGACAGGCUUCGAGAAAUGCAGUCUUUUUUUGGCUUGGAAGUGACUGGCAAACUUGACGAUAACACCUUAGAUAUCAUGAAAAAACCAAGAUGCGGGGUCCCUGAUGUGGGUGAAUACAAUGUUUUCCCUCGAACCCUCAAAUGGACACAAACGAAUUUAACCUACAGAAUUGUGAAUUACACCCCUGAUAUGCCUCACUCUGAAGUUGAAAAGGCAUUUAAAAAAGCCUUCAAAGUGUGGUCCGAUGUGACACCUUUGAAUUUUACCAGACUUCAUGAUGGCACUGCUGAUAUCAUGAUCUCUUUUGGAACGAAAGAGCAUGGCGACUUCUACCCAUUUGAUGGACCCUCUGGUCUGCUGGCUCACGCUUUUCCUCCGGGACCAAAUUACGGAGGAGAUGCCCAUUUUGAUGAUGAUGAAACCUGGACAAGUAGUUCCAAAGGCUACAACUUGUUUCUUGUUGCAGCCCAUGAGUUUGGCCACUCCUUAGGCCUUGAUCACUCCAAGGACCCGGGAGCGCUCAUGUUUCCCAUCUACACCUACACUGGCAAAAGCCACUUUGUGCUUCCAGAUGAUGAUGUACAAGGAAUCCAGUCUCUCUACGGUCCAGGAGAUGAAGACCCCAACCCUAAACAUCCCAAAACACCAGACAAAUGUGACCCAUCCUUAUCCCUCGAUGCCAUUACCAGUCUCCGAGGAGAAACCAUGAUCUUUAAAGACAGAUUCUUUUGGCGCCUGCAUCCUCAGCAGGUUGACGCGGAGCUGUUUUUAACAAAAUCGUUUUGGCCAGAACUUCCCAACCGUAUUGACGCUGCGUAUGAGCAUCCUGCUCAUGACCUUGUCUUCGUCUUUAGAGGUAGAAAAUUUUGGGCUCUUAAUGGUUAUGACAUUAUGGAAGGUUAUCCCAAAAAAAUAUCUGAACUGGGAUUUCCAAAAGAGGUUAAGAAGAUAAGUGCAGCUGUUCACUUUGAGGAUACAGGCAAGACACUCUUCUUCUCAGGAAACCAGGUCUGGAGGUAUGAUGAUACUAAUCAUAUUAUGGAUACAGACUAUCCCAGACUAAUAGAAGAGGACUUCCCAGGCAUUGGUGAUAAAGUGGAUGCUGUCUAUGAGAAAAAUGGUUAUAUCUAUUUUUUCAAUGGACCCAUACAGUUCGAAUACAGCAUCUGGAGCAACCGUAUUGUUCGAGUCAUGCCAACAAAUUCCCUAUUGUGGUGUUAAAUGUCUUUCAAAAAUUAUUAUUUAAAUCCUGAAAAGCAUUUGAGAUAAUACUUCUAGGAGUGUGGGAGCAGGGGGAGGAGAGAUAUCAGGGGAAAGCUUAGUUCUGUGAACAAGCUUCAGUAAGUUAUCUUUGACUAUGUAGUAUCUAUAUAAGUAUACGUGGCUGGAACCACAUUGAAGAAUUUUAAAACAAUGAAAUUGAAGAUCUCUAAGGAGCACCUGAUUCGUGUGUACUUUGUAGGAGCAAUGGUUGAUAUUAUUCACUACACCGAAAGUGAGAUAAUGUGAUCUGUCCAUGAGAGUUAGAAUAAUUUUUAAAUACAUUUAUAAAGAAACUUUACAAAGGCAUAAAAGUAAAUCACAUUUAUAUAACUAAUGAAUCAUCCUUAUUAAAAAGUAUGAAAUUGUGUGAAAAUAGAAUUUAGGGCAGCAUAAGGUAGCCAUACAUAAAAUAGAUAAAUGAAAAGGAAAUGUCUGUAAUAAAUAGAUUGUGGACAACUUUGCAAAGAAAUAAUUUGUGUUUUGCACUGAAAAUAGCCAGACGUACAUGUCAUUUUUCACACAGACACUAGGAAAAUAUCUAAGUCACUAAAGAUAGGAGACAAAGACUAAUGGUGAGGAUAAUAGAUGUGGCCUUUGGAUUCUACUUUUUUACUUUUGGCAAUGACUCAAGGGCUGCCCUCAAAUAAAACAAAUAUUUCUUUGCAUAUUUAUAGAAAAUAGAGACAAACUCUCUCUUUUUAUUAAAAUAUUUUGGGUUUUUCAAAAGUCACAUAGUACAAAGUUAAAAUUAAAAUUAUUAUCAAAAUAAUCUAAAGCCAUGGCAUCACUUUUUCAUAAAUCAUUUGAUUAUUUAAGACUAAAAGUAGUGUCCUAACCCUAUUUUAUCUAGCUAAUUAUUUUAAUUGUCCAGUUUACCUUAGAUAUAGAGGCUAUUUUCUAAAGACUUGUAUAACAUGUAAUAAGAUAUAUCUUAUAAAUUGGAAGUACAUAUGUUAAAGCAGAGACAUCCGAAGUAAAGAAAAUGGUCUACCAGAUUUUUAUCUCUUGAGAUAUAGGACUAGGCCUUUUUCCUCUUUUCUUUUCUUUUUCUUUUUUUAAAAAAACCUCCCAGCACUUUUCUCUGUACUUGAUAUUUGGAAAGGCACUUACUGAAUAUAUAAGUGCUGUCAAGGGAAGGACUAUUGUGCUGAGAGAUGAUGUUCAUAAAAACUCAGGCAAAGAAAAUGAAGUGUAUAUUUGCAAAAUGUAUUGGGACGUGCUUAUGUUGUUUAUAAUAAAAAAGAUAUUUUCAACAGA
This is a messenger RNA of Lemur catta (Ring-tailed lemur), 2737 nucleotides long. It is a transcript of the gene MMP13, whose product is annotated as matrix metallopeptidase 13. The transcript is spliced from 10 exons. Gene Ontology annotation, molecular function: metalloendopeptidase activity; zinc ion binding. The record is from RefSeq and is a predicted model, not a curated record. Gene Ontology annotation, cellular component: extracellular matrix. Lineage: Eukaryota; Metazoa; Chordata; Mammalia; Primates; Lemuridae. Bases 26 to 1438 code for a protein of 470 amino acids. Gene Ontology annotation, biological process: proteolysis; collagen catabolic process; extracellular matrix organization.